AUGAGAAGAGUACUUAUAUCAGAUUUUGAUGAAACUAUCACGGAAGAGGACACUAUCAAAGUGUUAGGGCGUUUGCCAUAUAAACUUGACCCUGACUUUGAGCCUAAAUGGGAGCAUUUUUCAGACAAUUACAUGGAGGGUUGGUCACGUUUUAGUGUAGAAUCACCACAAAGAGAACUACCGCUAGCUCAAUUGACGCAUGGGGGUAUCACAAUAGGAAAUUAUAAGCGGAUCCUAAAAUCAGAAUUCGACUAUCAACAUUUCAACAGGAAAAUCGAGCUGAACAGUACCAAUGAAUUAACUAAAUGUAACGUUUUCCAAGGAAUCACGCUAGAACAGAUGGAACAUUUUGCCAGAUCAUGUUUGCUUGACGGGACAGUUCGUAUUCGAAGGGGUUUCCAGGAGCUGUUAACUACAAAAUUUGACCGGGAAAACUUCUACAUUUUGUCUGUUAACUGGUCCAAGGAAUUUAUUGGCUUCUGUGUCGGGGAGGACAAAAUAGAUCCGGCUAACAUAUCCUGUAACACACUGAAACUAGUAAAUGGUACCUAUGAUGGCGCCUUUACUAACACAGUAGUUACUGGUUCCGAUAAAGUGGUCACUUUAGAACGUCUAUUGCAGCCAGAGGGUAAAACAUUAUUUAAUGACGACGAUAUUUGGUAUGUUGGCGACAGUGAAACAGAUAUUCUUUCAAUCUUACACCCUCUUGUUAACGGGGUGCUUCUGCUUGACCCGAGUGAAAAUGCCAAGAAAUUUACUAAAAUAACAGGCGCAGUUUUAGGUAUCAACGAGGGCUUAUUGCAGGACUAUAUGACCAACCCUAACACAGAGGCUGUUGAAUUGACACAAUUCAAAAAAGAACUGGGGAAGAAAGUAUACUUAGUGAAGUCAUGGGAGGCGUUAGACAAGCUUAUAGUAUAA
Molecule: messenger RNA, 921 nt
Organism: Huiozyma naganishii CBS 8797
Lineage: Eukaryota; Fungi; Ascomycota; Saccharomycetes; Saccharomycetales; Saccharomycetaceae
Gene: CTO1
Product: Cto1p
Exons: 1
Coding region: 1-921 (306 amino acids)
Source: RefSeq, a predicted model, not a curated record